Centropristis striata (black sea bass) is the source of this 5845-nucleotide messenger RNA. RefSeq names its product IgGFc-binding protein-like. The coding region runs from base 1 to 5160 and encodes 1719 amino acids. The transcript is spliced from 25 exons. Gene Ontology annotation, molecular function: protein binding. The record is from RefSeq and is a predicted model, not a curated record. Lineage: Eukaryota; Metazoa; Chordata; Actinopteri; Perciformes; Serranidae.
AUGAGCUUCCACUUCUGCCACAACCACGUGGACCCAGCAACAUAUUUCAGGAGCUGUGUUUUCGAUGUUUGUGUAGCCGGUAUUGAUUCCCUGUGCGGAGCCAUUCAAACAUAUGUCAGUGCCUGUCAAUCUGCUAAUGUUCGAAUCUACCCUUGGAGACAAAACACUACCUGCAGACUUGACUGUCCAGCCAACAGUCAUUAUGAGUUGUGUGGUACAGACUGUGGCCACACCUGUGCCAGCAGCACUGAUGCCACCUGUGAGCAGGUUUGCUCUGAGGGCUGUUUCUGUGAUGAAGGUUUCUUCAGGAGUGGGACAAGAUGUGUCCCUGUGGAAAGCUGUGGCUGUCAAUAUGACGGCUUCUACUAUAACGCUGGACAGUCCUUCUGGACAGAGGGUUGCACCCAGCGAUGUGAAUGCCAUGCGCCCAGUGACCUGCGCUGUUCUGCUGCCUCUUGCUCCUCUACACAACAGUGCACCAUCAGAAAUGGCCAACUGGGCUGUUUUGACGAUCUGUCUACUUGCACUGUGUGGGGGGACCCACACUACAUCACCUUUGACCACAAGUCCUAUGAUUUCCAGGGAACCUGCCGUUAUGUGUUGGCGACCCUUUGUAAUGAAACUGAUGGGCUCCAUAACUUUUCAGUAGAGGCAAAGAACGAGCCGUGGAGAGGUUCGACGGUGUCAAUCACAGCUGAAGUUUUUGUAAAUGUGUGGGGCUAUGAAGUGCAUAUGUCGAGGGAGAGCCAAGGUGUGGUAAAAGUGAAUGGAGUAACUAGAGACCUACCUGUUCUCUUGAAUGGAAGUCAUGUUUCUAUCUAUGGAAGUGGAUCUCACACAUAUCUCAGUGCUGAUUUUGGCCUGAGUGUCAAGUACGAUGGAUGGUAUACAGUGUAUGUCUCUGUGCCUUCAAGUUACAGAGGGAAAACAUGUGGACUUUGUGGAAAUUUCAAUGGCAACCCAAAUGAUGAGUUCCACGACCCAACUGGAAGGAUGGUCAGCACUCCAGAUGAGUUUGGAAGAGCUUGGAAAGUGGAAGGCGACUACACCUGCAGUGAUGGGUGUGGCUCCUCCUGCCCAGAGUGUACCAAUGAGCUUCCAGCCAGAGCCCAUUGUGAGGUGAUUCAGGCAGCUGACGGCCCCCUCAGCUUCUGCCACAACCACGUGGACCCAGCAACAUAUUUCAGGAGCUGUGUUUUCGAUGUUUGUGUAGCCGGUAUUGAUUCCCUGUGCGGAGCCAUUCAAACAUAUGUCAGUGCCUGUCAAUCUGCUAAUGUUCGAAUCUACCCUUGGAGACAAAACACUACCUGCAGACUUGACUGUCCAGCCAACAGUCAUUAUGAGUUGUGUGGUACAGACUGUGGCCACACCUGUGCCAGCAGCACUGAUGCCACCUGUGAGCAGGUUUGCUCUGAGGGCUGUUUCUGUGAUGAAGGUUUCUUCAGGAGUGGGACAAGAUGUGUCCCUGUGGAAAGCUGUGGCUGUCAAUAUGACGGCUUCUACUAUAACGCUGGACAGUCCUUCUGGACAGAGGGUUGCACCCAGCGAUGUGAAUGCCAUGCGCCCAGUGACCUGCGCUGUUCUGCUGCCUCUUGCUCCUCUACACAACAGUGCACCAUCAGAAAUGGCCAACUGGGCUGUUUUGACGAUCUGUCUACUUGCACUGUGUGGGGGGACCCACACUACAUCACCUUUGACCACAAGUCCUAUGAUUUCCAGGGAACCUGCCGUUAUGUGUUGGCGACCCUUUGUAAUGAAACUGAUGGGCUCCAUAACUUUUCAGUGGAGGCAAAGAACGAGCCGUGGAGAGGUUCGACGGUGUCAAUCACAGCUGAAGUUUUUGUAAAUGUGUGGGGCUAUGAAGUGCAUAUGUCGAGGGAGAGCCAAGGUGUGGUAAAAGUGAAUGGAGUAACUAGAGACCUACCUGUUCUCUUGAAUGGAAGUCAUGUUUCUAUCUAUGGAAGUGGAUCUCACACGUAUCUCAGUGCUGAUUUUGGCCUGAGUGUCAAGUACGAUGGAUGGUAUACAGUGUAUGUCUCUGUGCCUUCAAGUUACAGAGGGAAAACAUGUGGACUUUGUGGAAAUUUCAAUGGCAACCCAAAUGAUGAGUUCCACGACCCAACUGGAAGGAUGGUCAGCACUCCAGAUGAGUUUGGAAGAGCUUGGAAAGUGGAAGGCGACUACACCUGCAGUGAUGGGUGUGGCUCCUCCUGCCCAGAGUGUACCAAUGAGCUUCCAGCCAGAGCCCAUUGUGAGGUGAUUCAGGCAGCUGACGGCCCCCUCAGCUUCUGCCACAACCACGUGGACCCAGCAACAUAUUUCAGGAGCUGUGUUUUCGAUGUUUGUGUAGCCGGUAUUGAUUCCCUGUGCGGAGCCAUUCAAACAUAUGUCAGUGCCUGUCAAUCUGCUAAUGUUCGAAUCUACCCUUGGAGACAAAACACUACCUGCAGACUUGACUGUCCAGCCAACAGUCAUUAUGAGUUGUGUGGUACAGACUGUGGCCACACCUGUGCCAGCAGCACUGAUGCCACCUGUGAGCAGGUUUGCUCUGAGGGCUGUUUCUGUGAUGAAGGUUUCUUCAGGAGUGGGACAAGAUGUGUCCCUGUGGAAAGCUGUGGCUGUCAAUAUGACGGCUUCUACUAUACCGCUGGACAGUCCUUCUGGACAGAGGGUUGCACCCAGCGAUGUGAAUGCUAUUCGCCCAGUGACCUGCGCUGUUCUGCUGCCUCUUGCUCCCCUACACAACAGUGCACCAUCAGAAAUGGCCAACUGGGCUGUUUUGACGAUCUGUCUACUUGCACUGUGUGGGGGGACCCACACUACAUCACCUUUGAUGGGGCACUGGCUCAUUUCCAGGGCACAUGCUCUUACAUCAUCACUGAGAGUGUGAGCCACAGCGACAGUGACACACAGUUUCAGGUAGUAGCCACUAAUAAUCACAGAGGCAACAACCGUGUGUCGUUUGUAUCAGCCGUGGACAUAUACCUCUCAAAUCAGGCAGAGAGUGUGACUGUCAGGAUUGGACCCAACAAAAAAGUGAAGGUAAAUGGAAAUGCAGCGUCUCUUCCAACCACUGUAGGAACAUUAGCUGAGGUGGUAAGAGAGGGAAGCUACAUAGUGGUCGAUGCCAUUGACUUGAUCGUCCAGUUUGAUGGCCAGAGCACUUUACUGGUCAGAUUGGGCCAACAUUGUCAACAUAGAGUCACUGGGAUGUGUGGAAACUUCAACAACAAUCCUGCAGAUGACAAAGUCUUGCCCAAUGGCACAAUGGCACGGAACGACAAUCAGUUCGGACACAGCUGGAAGUCAAACACAAGCCAACCAGGAUGUGGAUCUACAGAUGAUGAGCCUGUUGAUGGACCCAACGACUGUCCCUUUAGGGAGGAAUACUCUGAGCUCUGUAGUGUCAUCACCAACAGUAACGGUCCAUUCAGUGAUUGUCACCUGCACUCCAACCCACAGCCAUUUUUCACCUCCUGUGUCUAUGACCUGUGCCUCUCCACUCCAGCCAAUAAUAUGUUGUGUACCACAGUCUCAGCCUAUGAGAGAACAUGCUCUAUUUUGGGGUUAAACAUCUCUGAAUGGCGCUCCACUUUGCAAUGUGUUGACCAGUUUGUGUGCCGCACUGAGGGCAUUGCAGACAUUGUGAUCCUAGUGGACGGCUCGGGGAGUAUCGGUCGCCUCAACUUCCGGCUAGUGCGCAUGUUCUUGGAGAAUCUGGUCAAUGCCUUUGAUGUUGGCAUCAAUACGACAAGGAUAGGUCUGGUUCAGUACAGUGGUGAUCCCAGGAUAGAGUGGCAUCUAAAUGCUUUCUCCACAAAAGAUGCCGUCAUUGAUGCCAUUAAGAAUCUGCCAUACAAAGGAGGAGGCACUCUCACAGGCCUUGCGUUGUCCUAUGUCAUGGAGAACAGCUUCAAGCCUGAGGCUGGCUCACGAAUGGGGGUACCCAAGAUUGGGAUCAUCAUCACGGACGGGCAGUCCGGCGACGAUGUCAUACCUCCUUCGGAGAGCCUGCGCAAUGCUGGAGUUGAGCUGUUUGCUGUUGGUGUGAAUAAUGCUAAUGAGGACGAGCUGCACUCCAUCGCCUCAGACCCUGACAUCAAUCACGUCUACAACGUGGCCGACUUCAACGCCAUUAGCUCCAUUGUAGAGGGUCUGACCAAGACUGUGUGUGAGCAAGUGGAGCUGCAAGACAAGGACAUCAAAGAGAAGUGUAAAGAGCUGGACUGCACAGAGUAUGAGAGGUGUGGUGAGCAGGAUGGUGUGUACGGCUGCUUCUGUGAUGAACACUAUUCUCGGCCCAACAAUGAGAGCUAUGACUCAUCGAUCACUUGUGCCAAUAGUUCAGGCACCUUGUCUCUGUCACGCUGCCAGCUGUUUGAAGCUGGCUUCCAUCCCAGCGCCCUCCAUCUCCGAGAUGACUCCUGCAAUGGGACUAUCCAGGACGGACGACUGGUGUUCCACUUCAACAAUGACGACCAGCUGUGUGGGACAGUUCUAAGGAGCAAUGGGACCCACUUCCUCUAUGAGAACACCAUCCAGGGCGACCAAGGCCUAGACCUUAAGCUGGUUUUCUGCUGUAUAUACCCUCUGACUCAGGCCCUUUCUAUGGAUCUAGGCAUCAACCCCAUAGAGAGCAUUGCAAAGAAGAAGCUUCCAUCAGGACUGGGUCACUAUCAAAUGAGGAUUAUCCCUUUCCAGGAUGCUGGCUUCCUGUUCCCCCUGAGCAGUAGCAGUAACAUAGAAAUUGAAAUUGACCAGAGGUUGUAUGUGGAGGUGCGGACAGAAGGAGUCGAUGAACGACAGAUCUCCACCAUUGUGGACUCUUGUUGGGCGACACCGGUCAACAAUGCCAGUUACCCUGUCCGCCGGGAUCUCAUCGUUGGACAGUGUCCUAGCCCAUCAGAUGGCACAGUAGAGAUCAUUCAGAAUGGCAAUUCCACUGUGGCCCGAUUCUCCUUCGAGAUUUUCAUCUUUACCAAAUUUCCAUCCAUCUACCUGCACUGCCAGGCCCAUUUGUGUCUUCUGAAAUACAACAACUGUGCGGCUCGUUGCGACCCCUUUCACAACAGAGUCCAAAGAGAUGUAUCCUACCAUGAUUCUGUAAUGCUCACACUUGGACCUUUGGUCGCUAUGCCAGGAAAAUACACGACAAAAUGAUCAUCUUCUUGAUGACUACAACAACAACGACAGUAAACAGAUGGACAUAUACACCAACAUAUUAUUUUUAUUCAAAGUACAAUAGCUUAAUCAUGUCGCUUACUUUCCAUCCUAAACUAUAGUGUCAUUAUGUAGAAAAGAUCAUGGUUUAUGUAGACCUUAAGCAUUUCUGUUUGAAACUAUAGCUUUGUUCAUGUAUUGAAAUUUCCUCUGCACAGACAUAACAUAGAUAGAAAGAACUAAGUGAAACACUUCAUCUAUACUAUACAGAUUUACAAUAAGUCAUAAUUUGGCCUUAAUAACUGUUUGCAUAUUUGAGCAGAUACAUAUUGUUCAUGUUAGAAAUGCAAAAUACAUGCCAAACAAAGAUGUGGUUAGAUAAUCGAUGCCGUCCAAGGCAUUAUUAAAUGGAAAUCGCAAGGAGCAGCAUAUGUGCAUAUAUGCAAAAAUAUUUAGUGCAUUUCUUUCAUCCAGCUCUAUGACAGUUAGCAUGUAAUGUCAAGUUAACAGCUUGAUAUUUCAGUAUGUUGUAGGCUGUAUGAUUUUUUUCCUUUCAUUUUGAUAAAUCAUUUGCAAUAUUAUGUUUUCUUUGGGAUUGCACUAAGAGUCUCCUGUGUAUCUUGUGCUUCAAGGUUUUACAUGAUCUGUGUAUUGUUUUUGUUUCUGGACAAGUCAGUCUUUGCCU